This is a messenger RNA of Ceratina calcarata, 478 nucleotides long. RefSeq names its product cytochrome P450 4C1-like. Gene Ontology annotation, molecular function: iron ion binding; heme binding; oxidoreductase activity, acting on paired donors, with incorporation or reduction of molecular oxygen. The record is from RefSeq and is a predicted model, not a curated record. Lineage: Eukaryota; Metazoa; Arthropoda; Insecta; Hymenoptera; Apidae. The transcript has 2 exons. The coding region runs from base 15 to 419 and encodes 134 amino acids.
AGGCGUUUAAGAAGAUGACAAAAUGGGGUAGGGAAUUUGAAGGGAUGUACUUAGUCUGGGUAGGCAUGAGGCCCUUCAUAUUCCUCUACAAAUCCGAGGCGAUCCAACCACUACUAAGCAGCAGCGUGCAUAUUGACAAAAGUUUGGAGUACCAGUAUCUGCGACCGUGGCUUGGCAAUGGUUUGUUAACCAGCACAGGUGACCACUGGCAUUGCAGAAGAAAAUUGCUGACACCUACGUUCCACAGCGGACUUUUGGAUGUCUAUUUGAAAACGGUCAUCAGGGAAUCUGAAAUAUUGGUUUCCUGUUUGAGAAAUGAAGUUGGCAAGACUGAAUUCGAUGUGGUUCCAUACGCUAAGAGGGCUGCACUUGAUAUUAUAUGCGGUGAGUCACCGAUUUGUUCAUUUAGACAUCGAUAAAUAGAUAAAUAGAUGAAUACGUGAAUAGAUGAACAGUUGAAUAGAUGGGUAAAUAUACG